AGAGAGGUGGGGGGCCUGGUGCUGGAAUUGGAAUAGUACUAUACAUUGUGUGUGAGCAAACGAACCCCAACAAACCCCCUGAACUCUGCAUUUUUUAUCUUCUUUCGCUUUUUCACUCCCCAGCCCCCACCACCCCACCACCCUCCCUCCCUCUACCAUAUCUGCCAAAAAUUCUCAGACCACGCCAAGCAUAUCCUCUAAAUCAUACCCAUUAGCUGAUACCCAUUUUGCUCAAAUGUGCAUUUGAUUCCUCAAUAUACCUUUCCACAAACAGCAAAAUCCCCCUUUCAUUCCAUUCCAUAUACAUCCAUGGGGAGUAAUAGUUUCUCGUCCGACGACAUUUCCGACCAACACAGCGAGGAAGAGGAAGAGGAGGAGGAGGAGCUCUACGAAGACUACAGCUUGAGCGCUGACGUCAGCGAGUCGCCCUCCAGUUCCCUUUCCUCUUCCCCCGUCCCUACCCGUCCGACUACCGCAAGUUCCGGCUUUGCGCCGGUGCAGCCACCGGUGUUCUUGUUGCCGGUGGGUGGAGGGAAAGAUGCGGUGCUUUGGGACUAUAAGGUACAGAAGCCGGAGACCGGUUUGUCAGAAAUUGAGAUGAUGAAGGAAAGAUUUGCUAAGCUGCUUCUAGGGGAAGACAUGUCUGGAGGGGGUAAAGGAGUCUCUACUGCCCUUGCAAUAUCAAAUGCCAUCACAAAUCUCUCUGCUACUGUGUUUGGGGAGUUAUGGAGGUUGGAGCCAUUGGCACCGCAGAAGGCAGCAAUGUGGCGUAGAGAGAUGGAAUGUCUAUUAUGUGUGAGUGAUUCAAUUGUGGAGCUUGUUCCUUCCAUACAACAAUUCCCUGGCGGUGGCACUUACGAAGUCAUGGCCACCCGACCUAGGUCUGACUUAUAUAUGAAUCUUCCUGCCCUCAAGAAGCUUGAUGCUAUGUUGCUUAGCAUCCUUGAUGGAUUUCAAGAUAUGGAAUUUUGGUACGUUGACCGCGGCAUAGUCGUGGGUGAUGCAAAUGAUUGUGAUGUGUGUCCAUUGGGUGCAAGUGGUGGGACGCCUUCAAUUAGGCAGGAAGAGAAGUGGUGGCUUCCAUAUCCAAAGGUUCCUUCAAAGGGGCUAUCAGAGGACGCGAGGAAGAAGUUGCAGCAGUGCAGGGAUUGCACAAACCAGAUAUUGAAAGCGGCAAUGGCAAUCAAUAGCAGCGUUCUUGCUGAGAUGGAGAUUCCAGUUACCUAUUUGGAAACUUUGCCCAGGAGUGGAAAAGCUUGUCUUGGUGAUAUUAUCUAUCGCUACAUAACUGCUGAGCAGUUCACACCAGAAUCUCUUCUUGAAAGCCUGGACUUGUCAUCGGAGCAUAACACAUUAGAAGUGGUGAACAUGAUUGAGGCAUCUAUACAUGUGUGGAAGAAGAAAGGCCAGAGAAAACAUACAAAGCACCUGAAAGCUAAGCGUUCACCAUGGCGGCCCAAGGUCAAGGGCCUUGCUGCUGAUGGUAACAAAAAUCAAUUUCUAGGGCAACGAGCGGAGAUCCUUUUACAUAACCUGAGGCUCCGUUUCCCUGGCCUUCCGCAGACUGCAUUGGAUAUGAGCAAAAUUCAAUACAACAAGGACUUAGGACAAUCGAUUCUUGAAAGCUACUCGAGAGUUAUGGAGAGCUUGGCCUUCAAUAUAAUGGCAAGGAUUGAUGACGUCCUUUAUGUGGACGAUGCUACUAAGCAGUGUGCUGCUGCAGAAUCAAUGUCAUUUAUCAGUAGGGGAGGGUUCGAUGGUCUCCCCAUCCUAAAACGAAUAUCGCCUAGUCCCUUCUCAAUCCAGCACACCCCUUAUGGCUCUCCAUUUGGGACCCCAACCUUUUGUUCUUCCACUCCUGUGUUCCAAAGCCCAGGUAGGACACCUCCACCUUCAAACACUAAUACUAUUCCCUUCGACAAACUACUGGCUACUGACAUGGAGAACUUGUGGUCAUAUCCUGGGAACCUCAGUUCCAGAAGAAUCUCCCACAAUGCUCCCGAGCGCAAUUGACUUAUCGAGGGUAAUAGGAUGUUGAAAACCUGGUUAAAGGGACUUGUAAUGGUAGGGGGCUGAAAAUAGAGGUUGUUUCAAUCUUGUAUAGCAUGUUUCUUCGGUAGAAGCCGAGGGAAAAAAAAUUGUAUCUCCGGUAGAAUUAUCGCGGUUAAGAGUUUUGAGUUUUUUUUCAGGCGCUAGAUUGAGAAAUAUAUAUUAUUAUUGCUAUUACGUUUGAGAAA
Messenger RNA from Rhododendron vialii, 2237 nucleotides. RefSeq names its product rop guanine nucleotide exchange factor 1-like. NCBI's taxonomy places the organism in Eukaryota, Viridiplantae, Streptophyta, Magnoliopsida, Ericales, Ericaceae. The record is from RefSeq and is a predicted model, not a curated record. The transcript has 5 exons. Gene Ontology annotation, molecular function: guanyl-nucleotide exchange factor activity. The coding region runs from base 310 to 2013 and encodes 567 amino acids.